AGGCGUGCUGCGCUGUGGCCGGCUAGGAGAGGCCCGCGUGCGCGGAGGUGACUGGCGGCCGGACAGCAGCUUUUGGCUGCCUUCAGGGUAUGAUACUAGUUAAAAUGAUUCAGGGUAGGAAGCAGUAUCAAUGCUUCAGGAUAGAAGAAUGACCAGCACUGACCCUUUCUCUGAACUAGUACAGCUUUCUUCUUGAACCAUUUGCCAUGGAUGUUAACAGAAAGUUCUCCAGACUUAAUCCUGAAGUGGAGCUGUUCUCAGAUCUGUGGUAGGUUUUCCCAGUUGAUUGCGGGGGAACAAGCUGCUGAUGCUGCCUGUACUUGAGGAUGACCUCUUGGAUGUUUGAGAAGUUUUGAUUUGCAUUGGAAGACUCUACAAAACAGAUUCGACAUCUAGAAAAAUGGAUGAUGAUGGUGAUGACAUUCCCCAGCUUUCAUCCCAUACAUUGGCUGCCCUCCAGGAGUUCUAUUUGGAACAGCAGCAGAGGGAGGGCAUGAAGACCUCCCAAGGGUUUAAUCAAUAUUCCAUUGGCUCAAUAGAAGAAGACUGGCAACUAAGCCAAUUUUGGUACAGUGAUGAAACCGCAUCACGCCUGGCUGAUGAAGCAGUUGUGGCAGCUGGGAAAGGUGGCAGGAUAGCAUGUGUUAGUGCACCCAGUGUAUACCAGAAACUGAAAGAACAGGAUGGUAAAGAUUUUUCAGUCUGUAUACUGGAGUAUGACAGAAGGUUUUCCGUAUAUGGAGAAGAAUUUAUCUUCUAUGAUUACAACCACCCUUUGAACUUACCUGAAAAUCUCCUGCCACACAGUUUUGAUAUCGUUAUAGCAGAUCCACCCUAUCUGUCUGAGGAAUGUCUUCAGAAAACUGCAGAGACCAUUAAAUAUUUAACCAAAGGAAAGAUUCUGCUUUGCACAGGUGCAAUCAUGGAGGAACAGGCAGCAAAGAAUCUUGGUGUGAAGAUUUGCAAGUUUAUUCCAAAACAUGCACGAAAUUUAGCCAAUGAAUUUCGGUGUUACGUGAAUUAUGUUUCUGGGCUGGAUUAAGCCUCCUGAGAAGGUCUACAGAUUCUUCAGUCAUGCUCCUUUCUGUUUUUUAGCAGGGACUCCGUAUUUCUCAAUGCUGAAAUACUCAGCUCCAAGUACUGUUUUCUGGGCCAGCUUUAAUCAUGGUCACCUCUCUCUUUUAAAUGUGUUUUGUAUCUUACUAUUUUUGGUAAAUGGGGACCAAACAGUGCAGGUGCUAGACAAUGGAAGCUUCUCUUUUAGAGGUUCAUUCUAACUGUCAGGUUUUACCAUUCAAGGACUCUUCAGUGACCCCUGCAAAGUGAUUUUAGCUGGUUGGUGUAUAACAAUACACAGGUGCUUGCCUCACAGACACCAGAGUCAUCACUGCAUCAGAACUGGUGACUUCCUAGCUAGUGGAUGGUUGAAAGAGCAUGACCAGCGGUCUCCUUUCAAUCUUGAGAGAUGCUCCCUGAGUAAAAGGCUCAAGACAUGUUUGUUCUGAAUGUGUCAUGUGUUUUCAGAUUCAUUACCCAGCAGGCUGAUGUUUUUAUAAAGGAUAACUGGAAGAGAAAAUAGGUCUCCUUCUGGAGAGGCCUCUCCAGUUGCUUUUAAUAAUCAUCAGAACUACCUAGCAGUUGCCAAGUAAGAUAAGAAUUACUCUCUCACUAUUGUUGCCAGACUGGCUUUUUAAAAUAUUGUGGUUAUUAUUUCACCUUGCUUUGUCACAAACCCAGACUUUCUUUUUGUGAAAAGAUCUAUUUUGUCAUCACUUACACCAUACAAACUCAUGUAUAUAUGCAUGCUGUGUUAAGUUGUUACACAUCUCCUUGCAGAAGUACAGUGUCUUUUAAACUUUAAAAACUCCCGCACAACUGGGCUGUUCUAUUAACUAGUUAAGGUUAUCUCCUGAGGUUGUAUAAACCAAAUGUCUCCUGGAAAAAAGCACAGUAAGGAUUUCCCCAUUAGAGAGAGCUUUACUGGCAUUAAGAAUCCUAUACAUUGGUCAGGCCAAAUGAACUGGAAUAUGAACUAAUUGCUAAAUAAAAAUGCAACAUGUGAGCCAGUCCUUGCA
Melopsittacus undulatus (budgerigar) is the source of this 2075-nucleotide messenger RNA. RefSeq names its product EEF1A lysine methyltransferase 1 (gene EEF1AKMT1). Gene Ontology annotation, biological process: methylation. The transcript is spliced from 7 exons. The coding region runs from base 401 to 1042 and encodes 213 amino acids. Lineage: Eukaryota; Metazoa; Chordata; Aves; Psittaciformes; Psittaculidae. The record is from RefSeq and is a predicted model, not a curated record. Gene Ontology annotation, molecular function: nucleic acid binding; protein-lysine N-methyltransferase activity.